AAGCAGUUGAUUUUACCACUAUAAAAGCAUAACAAGAUGAAAGACAAGCAAGUGAACAUCAGUUUUCAGAAAUUACUGAAAAUGGCUUCUGGUCUCAAGAAGGAUGAUGUUGUGAUAUUGAGGCUUGAUGGUGAAGAGCUCAAGGAAUUCAGUCAAAGUCCAAGUUUUGAUUCACAAAUGCUUUCCAUUUUCAAUGAGAUGAAAUGCAAUAACAGUACUGAAUCUCUGAAUAACUGCAUUUUAAUUGCUUUGGAAAAACUCACUGUUGAUCAUGGAAUGCCUCCAGUUUCUGAUUCUUGGGUUUUCAGUAAUGUUGUAGAACCAGCUCUUCAAUCAGUGUCAAGGGAUGAUAAGUUUGUACCAGUUUCUGAAGAGAUUUUCUUGGAAGAAUUCAGGAAAGUUGUGAACAAAAUCCUCAAAAAACUCCAAGAAAAACCUUUAAUUAUUGCUCACAGUGAGACCAACAUUGAUGGAAGUGGAAUCAAGACAUUGUUAUCUGAUAAAAAUGAACUAAUAAAGAUAUUGGAAUUGGUUUGGAAGGAUUUAACCAAAGAUGAAAAUCAGAAAAAAUCGGUGUUUCUUCGUGCUGCACUUGACCGGAUUUCUGGAUUAGCAGAGCUGCCUUCUUGUUAUGCAAGUGAUCAGAUUGAUGCUGUGUUGAAUGCUAAUGAAACAGAGAUGCUCAAGGAAGAAGAGUUCAAGGAGAUAAUGACACAGAUUCUUGAAAAAAUUAUGCAGCAACUGGAGAGAAAUCCAAUCCUCAUAACAUCAAAUUCAAUGGUUCAUGAACCGAUGAAUUCAUCGACAAACUUGAAUUCUCCAUUAUCAUUGUCUGAAAGUGAAUGAAUUUGUAUCAAUAACAAU
This is a messenger RNA of Dioscorea cayenensis subsp. rotundata (Guinea yam), 864 nucleotides long. RefSeq lists its product as uncharacterized. NCBI's taxonomy places the organism in Eukaryota, Viridiplantae, Streptophyta, Magnoliopsida, Dioscoreales, Dioscoreaceae. Bases 37 to 846 code for a protein of 269 amino acids. The record is from RefSeq and is a predicted model, not a curated record. The transcript is spliced from 5 exons.